Messenger RNA from Momordica charantia (bitter melon), 1685 nucleotides. Lineage: Eukaryota; Viridiplantae; Streptophyta; Magnoliopsida; Cucurbitales; Cucurbitaceae. The record is from RefSeq and is a predicted model, not a curated record.
AAGUGUUAAAAGACAUCGCUAAGCAAACGUUCAUCACGCCCAUGGUCCAUUGAGACACUUCUUUUUACAAUAUAUUAAAUCUUCAAAUCUCUCUCUCUCUACUGUUAGAAAGAAAGAAGAGAAAAUUGCCGUUAAUCGGCGAUGGGACUUUAUUGGAAUUUGCUGGCGUUCGGUACUUUACUCUCCACGGCAGCGGUUUUCUCGUCGGAGAUGGGAGGAGAGAAAUCGGAGGAGGAAUCGCGGCGGAGAGAGGCCGACAAAGUGAUCGGCUUGCCGGAGCAGCCGCCGGUGGAGUUCCGGCACUACGCCGGGUACAUCGAACUCGGGCCGACGGAGACCCGAGACAAGGCUCUGUUCUACUGGUUCUUUGAAGCUCAAAACGACGUCGCCCAUAGCCCUCUCGUCCUUUGGCUCAAUGGAGGGCCAGGCUGCUCCUCCAUAGCCUAUGGAGCUGCACAAGAACUUGGCCCCUUCCUUGUUCAAAGCAAUGGGAAGCUAAAACUCAACAAUUUUUCUUGGAAUAAAGGUAUUCUCUCCGAGCCUGUGGGAGUGGGAUUCUCUUAUACAAACAAAUCAUCAGAUUUACUUAAGCUGGGAGAUAGAAUCACAGCUCAAGAUUCUUAUAAUUUUCUUCUUGGUUGGUUCAAAAGGUUCCCAAGUUUCAAACUCCAUGAUUUCUAUAUAGCUGGGGAGAGCUAUGCUGGACAUUAUGCUCCCCAACUUGCUGAGCUGAUUUAUGAGAGAAACAAAAAUUCUAGCAAAGACUUGAUUAUUAACCUCAAGGGCUUAUUGAUUGGAAAUGCAGCCAUCAAUGAUGAAACAGACUCCAUGGGAAUGGUUGAAUUUGCAUGGAGCCAUGCCAUAAUAUCAGAUCAACUCCAUGCCAACAUCUUCAAACUAUGCAAUUUCUCAGCUGAUGUUGAAAACCAAACGCUUUCUUGCCUUAAUCACUACGGAGAUUUUCUAAUUUCUUACUCCAAAAUUGAUGUCUAUAACAUUUAUGCUCCAACCUGCCUCUCCCCUUCUUCCUCCUCCUCGAUUUUCAAACGACUGGUCGGUGCUGUUGCUCCUCGAAUCUUUACAAAACGGAAACUGUGGGAUAAGCUACCAACGGGCUAUGAUCCAUGCACUACAAAUUAUGCUGAAAAAUAUUUCAAUAGAGAGGAUGUUCAAAGGGCUCUACAUGCUAAUGUUACGAAACUUUCCUAUCCUUACACUCCUUGCAGUUCUGUGAUUCAAGAUUGGAUUGAUGCUCCUGAAUCUGUCUUGCCCAUCAUUCACAAGUUACUCAAAACAGGCUACCGCAUUUGGAUUUAUAGCGGUGACACCGACGGGAGAAUACCGAUAACGUCAACAAAAUAUAGCAUAAAGAUGAUGGAUUUGAAAGUUGAAGAGGAAUGGAGGGCAUGGUAUGAUAGGCAUCAAGUGGCUGGUUGGGUUGAAACUUACCAAGAAGGCCUGAGCUUGGCCACCAUUAGAGGGGCAGGCCACCAAGUCCCAAUCUUUGCUCCUCAACAGUCACUCUCUCUUCUCACUCAUUUUCUCUCUGCCAAUCGUUUGCCUACCUCUCCCAAAUUUUAGGACGGGAUUCCCUCUAAUUUGUCGGUCACAGAGAGGGGAGUUAUUAUGCUUAAUCGAAUAAUAUAAGAAUAACGAUAAAAAUGGAUUGCUUUAUCUCGUUUAAA